GCUCGUUUUUUCCUCUCUGCCGGAGAUUUCAUCAUCCGGCUCGUGUGGCUCGCCUCCGUGCGCGUGUCCGCCGUCGCUCCAUGCUGCUGAGAGCCGCAUCCGCCCUGCUGUCGAGACUCUCCUCCUCCUCCUCCUCCUCUUUCGCCGCCGCACUCCGCACGGCUCCAGCGCACUGUCCGCUCCCGGCCCGCCAGCUCUCCCUAUCCGCUCCUCUGUGCCGCGAAAAGCUCCAGACGAAGAAGAAGAACAACAAGAAGACGAAGGAGGAGGAGGAGAAGCUCAGCCUCAGGUUGCUGCCGCCACAACAAGGAGGGAAGAUGGACGGGAACGUGGAGGAGGUUCUGGCCCCUUUGAGGCUGGCCGUUAAAGAGCAGGGUGACCUGGUGCGUCGACUGAAGGAGGAGAAUGCCCCUGAGGUGGAUGUUGGCAAAGCCGUCGCAGAACUGAAGGCUCGCAAGAGGAUCCUCGAAGCCAAGGAACUGGCUCUGCAGCCCAAAGAUGACAUUAUUGACAGAGCCAAGAUGGAAGACACUCUAAAGAGGCGCUUUUUUUAUGACCAGGCCUUUGCAAUCUAUGGCGGUGUCAGCGGACUCUAUGAUUUUGGUCCGGUCGGCUGUGCUCUGAAGAACAACAUUCUCCAGGCCUGGAGGCAGCACUUCAUCCAGGAGGAGCAAAUUCUGGAGAUCGACUGCACCAUGCUGACCCCUGAACCUGUUCUGAAGACUUCGGGUCAUGUGGAUAAGUUUGCUGACUACAUGGUGAAAGAUGUCAAGAAUGGAGAAUGCUUCCGAGCCGACCACCUUCUGAAAGCUCACCUCCAGAAGUUGAUGUCUGACAAGAAAUGUUCUGCUGAGAAGAAAGCUGAAAUGGAUAAUGUGAUCACUCAGAUGGACAACUACAGUCAGGAGGAGUUGGCAGACCUCUUCGUGAAAUACAACGUCAAGUCUCCCACCACAGGGAAUGAUCUCACCCCUCCCAUCUCCUUUAACCUGAUGUUCCAGACUUCUAUUGGACCUGGGGGCAACAUGCCAGGCUACCUGAGGCCCGAGACUGCUCAGGGAAUCUUCCUCAACUUCAAGCGUCUGCUCGAGUUCAACCAGGGCAGAUUGCCCUUCGCUGCCGCCCAGAUUGGGAACUCAUUCAGGAACGAGAUCUCGCCCCGCUCCGGUCUCAUCCGGGUCAGAGAGUUCACCAUGGCAGAGAUUGAGCACUUUGUGGACCCCAAUGAGAAGGUCCACCCCAAGUUUGAGAGUGUGGCAGACCUGGAGAUCAUGCUUUACUCCUCCAAAGCACAGACCAGUGGCCAGUCAGCCUGCGUGAUGAAGCUGGGGGAUGCGGUAGAUCAGGGGGUGAUCAACAACUCCGUCCUGGGCUACUUUAUCGGGAGAAUCUACCUUUACCUGACCAAAGUGGGUGUGGCCAAGGACAAGCUGCGCUUCAGACAGCACAUGGACAAUGAGAUGGCCCACUACGCGUGCGACUGUUGGGAUGCUGAGACCAAAACUUCUUACGGCUGGAUUGAGAUUGUAGGGUGUGCUGACCGCUCCUGCUACGACUUGAAGUGUCACGCUCGUGCCACCAAGGUUCCUCUUGUUGCUGAGAAGCCUCUGAAAGAACCCAAAACGGUAAACGUCGUCCAGUUUGAGCCAAGCAAGAGCGCUAUUGGCAAGGCGUACAAGAAGGACGCCAAAUUGGCGAUGGAGUUCCUGGCUGUCUGCGAUGAGUGCUACAUCAGCGAGCAGGAGCAGCUCCUCACCGAGAACGGGGAAUUCACCUUCGAGACAGAAGGGAAGAGUUUCACGCUCACCAAGGACAUGGUCAGCGUGAAGAGGUUCCAGAAGACCCUGCAUGUGGAGGAGAUUGUUCCCAACGUCAUUGAGCCCUCCUUUGGCAUUGGAAGAAUUAUGUACUCCAUCUUUGAGCACACAUUCCACAUCAGAGAAGGUGAUGAGCAAAGAACGUAUUUCAGCUUCCCUGCCACCGUAGCGCCCUACAAGUGCUCCGUCCUCCCCCUUAGCCAGAACCAGGAGUUCAUGCCUUUCGUCCGAGAGCUGUCUAACGCAAUGACCAAAAACGGCGUGUCCCACAAGGUGGAUGAUUCCUCGGGGUCCAUCGGCAAGCGCUACGCCCGCACCGACGAGAUCGGUGUUGCGUUCGGCAUCACUAUCGACUUCGACACCGUGAACAAGACUCCUCAUACGGCCACGCUGAGGGACCGUGACUCCAUGCGCCAAAUCAGGGCAGAGAUCUCUGAGCUGCCGGGCAUCGUCCGAGACCUUGCCAACGGGGGCACCACAUGGGCGGAGGUGGAGGGCAAGUACCCCAUCUUUGAGGGCCAGGAGACGGGCAAAAAGGACACCACCGACGAGUAAAUCACGAGAGCAACCAGCCCCCUUCCCAGCCACGAGCAACAGACUUUUGUACUGUCAACGGGAACAAUUUCGUCCCGAAUUUAACUUCCCAAACUGUGUGCACCAGUGAAAGUCCCACUGUCUUCACGGCUGCCACGACAACUGUAAUAGAAUAAAAAUCCAUCCUCGAUAUGUAAUUAUUGUGCUUUGUGUCUAAUAAAGACUGCCUCCUGCCUG
Messenger RNA from Scleropages formosus (Asian bonytongue), 2588 nucleotides. It is a transcript of the gene gars1, whose product is annotated as glycyl-tRNA synthetase 1. Gene Ontology annotation, molecular function: ATP binding; glycine-tRNA ligase activity. The record is from RefSeq and is a predicted model, not a curated record. Bases 81 to 2372 code for a protein of 763 amino acids. Gene Ontology annotation, biological process: mitochondrial glycyl-tRNA aminoacylation. NCBI's taxonomy places the organism in Eukaryota, Metazoa, Chordata, Actinopteri, Osteoglossiformes, Osteoglossidae. The transcript has 17 exons. Gene Ontology annotation, cellular component: cytoplasm; mitochondrion.